Molecule: messenger RNA, 1640 nt
Organism: Penicilliopsis zonata CBS 506.65
Lineage: Eukaryota; Fungi; Ascomycota; Eurotiomycetes; Eurotiales; Aspergillaceae
Exons: 3
Coding region: 119-1189 (356 amino acids)
Biological process (GO): L-threonine metabolic process
Molecular function (GO): homoserine kinase activity; ATP binding
Source: RefSeq, a predicted model, not a curated record
UGGGAUAGUUGCCACGACGCAGGAGCAAGGAGGGGGAAUUAUUCUCUCGGGAUACUUAUAUUUCUGCUCAUCUCGCUAGCAGGAGAGACCAAAGAAAAAAGGGCUCGGAUCAUCCACAAUGACGUCCUCCUCGUUCACUAUCAGAACGCCCUGCUCGUCCGCCAACAUCGGCCCUGGCUUCGAUGUCAUUGGCCUGGCAUUGUCCCUCCAUCUCGAGCUUCAUGUCACCAUCGACGGAUCCAAGUCAUCAUCGCAACAGCCGCUGAACUGUGCAAUCACCUACGAGGACCAGAGUGGAAGCACGGAGCAGAUCAGUCUUGACCCGGAGGUUAACCUGAUCACCCGCGUAGCUCUUUAUGUACUCAGAUGCCAUAACCAGCGAGCAUUCCCUGUCGAAACUCGUGUUCACAUUGUAAACCCAAUUCCUCUGGGACGGGGUCUGGGGUCGUCGGGAACCGCCGUGGUGGCCGGUGUGGUGCUGGGGAAUGAAGUAGGUCGUCUCGGGCUGAGCAAGGACCGCCUUUUGGAUUACUGCUUAAUGAUCGAGAGACACCCGGACAACGUUGCGGCUUCGCUGUUUGGUGGCUUCGUUGGUACAUACCUGAACGAGCUGAAGCCUGAGGAUGUUGCCCGCAAGGAAAUUCCUCUGAGUGAAGUGCUGCCCGCACCCGCGGGUGGUGUGGACACUGGUAUCAGACCGCCAGAGCCACCCCUAGGGAUUGGCCACUACAGAAAGUUCGCCUGGGCCAAGGAGAUUAAAGCCAUCGCCAUCAUCCCCGACUUUGUUGUGCCGACGGCCAACGCCCGCAAUGUCUUGCCUAAAACGUAUACGAGAGCUGACGUUGUCUUCAACCUCCAGCGAGCUGCUCUGCUCCCCGCGGCACUGGGAAGCUCGCCGCCAGACCCAGACAUGAUCUACCUUGCCAUGCAGGACAAGGUUCACCAACCAUAUCGCCAGACCUUGAUUCCGGGUUUGACGGAGAUCCUGCAGUCGAUGACUCCGACCACGCAGCCUGGCCUCCUGGGCAUCUGUCUGUCCGGCGCCGGGCCAACCAUCCUUGCCUUGGCUACCGAGAACUUCGAUGAAAUUGCAGCGCGUAUUAUUGCCCGGUUCGCCUCCAACAAUAUAACCUGCAAGUGGAAGCUUCUCGUGCCUGCUCAAGACGGAACAGUGGUAGAAUGGCAGUAAACCACUAUCAGCACAUUUUGAUAAAUAUAGAAGAAGAGAUCUUAAAUGUUCAGUAUGACCUGCGUCUCAAUAGAACCCUAGGAAUCACAGCAUAAUUACUUCAGACUAUAUUUCUGGAAAGGGGGGGCAAUGGCUGAAUGGUCUUGAUCUGCUGUCCGUCUCACCCUCAUCCACACUUCGUUCACAAUAGACAGUUUCCUGAUUUCGAUAUAUCUCAAGUUCCACAAGGCUGCAGCAGUUAGAAAGCAUAUAUAAACCCGGCAUUUUCCCGAGUCUAAGCAGGCCAGUUAACUAGGAGUCGAUGAUGACGGAUUAGAUGGUCUGAAGAAUUGCUCUACGAGGUUCCAUUGAAAGCUGACUUCUAUAAUACAAUAAUUAUUUCAGCCUAUCUUCCUAGUCUACAAAACAAGCUGCAAUUGUUACUCCGCAGAGUAAUGAUUUUUUUUCUACA